Molecule: messenger RNA, 1640 nt
Organism: Dichomitus squalens LYAD-421 SS1
Lineage: Eukaryota; Fungi; Basidiomycota; Agaricomycetes; Polyporales; Polyporaceae
Product: MFS general substrate transporter
Exons: 14
Coding region: 141-1640 (499 amino acids)
Biological process (GO): transmembrane transport
Cellular component (GO): membrane
Molecular function (GO): transmembrane transporter activity
Source: RefSeq, a predicted model, not a curated record
CCCGCGCCCACCCACCAACCCCCCGCACUCCCGCGGACACCCGUUCAAUUUCCGCGUAUCGAAAGAACUGCACGAAGCAACGUUCGAUCUGAGACGACAGCGCACUAACGAGCCUCAUCGGACAGCAUCACGGUAGCGCAAUGUCAGAGAAGGCGAGCAUCGAGAAGGUCCCAUCGGAGUCCGCGGUGGAGGAGAAUUCGGUCAAGUCACGCAAGGAGCUGGCGUACGGUGGGGACGACCGCCUGCCGCCGCCCCCGACGCUGAGUGCCGAGGAGGAGAAGAGGCUGUGGAGGAAGAUCGACAUGCGGCUUAUGCCCAUCCUGACGUUGAUGUAUCUGUGCUCGUUCCUGGACCGAGGGAAUAUUGGAAACGCGAAGCUGCAGGGGCUCACGACGCAGCUGGACUUGACGGGUAACAAGUACAAUAUCGCGCUGACGAUGUACUUUGUUCCAUACUGCCUCUUCGAAUGUCCAGCCAACCUCGUCCUCAAGAAGUUCCGCCCGUCGAAAUGGCUGCCCGGUAUCACGCUCGUCUGGGGCAUGAUCAUGACGCUCAUGGGCCUCGUGAAAAACUACCCCCAGCUCGUCGGCACGCGCAUCUGCCUCGGCGUCGCCGAAGCCGGGCUCUUCCCCGGGGUCGUCUACUACCUGUCGCUCUGGUACCCGCGCCACAUGCUGCAGUACCGCGUCGGCGUGUUCUUCGGGGGCGCGACGCUCGCGGGCGCGUUCUCGGGCCUGCUCGCGUUCGGGAUCUCGUUCAUGUCCGGCACGGCGGGCAUGCUCGGCUGGUCGUGGAUCUUCAUCAUCGAGGGGCUCGCGACCGUCGUCGUCGGCUUCAUCUCGUUCUUUGUCAUGGUCGACUUCCCACACACGGCGGAGUUCUUGACGCCCGAGGAGCGCGCGUGGGUCGUCCACCGGAAGAAGUACGACAACUCGUCCGUUGGGGAGGAGGAGCACUUUGAGUGGCGGCACCUGUGGGAGUGCCUGCUCGACUGGCAGGUGUGGAUGCACAUCCUCGUGUACAUGUCCAUCAUCACCCCGCUCUACGGCAUUUCGUUGUUUUUGCCCUUCGGCUUCAGCACCCCGAUCUCCCAGCUGCUCACCGUCCCGCCCUACGUCUUCGCCACGCUGACGCUGCUCUGCUGGGCGAUCUGGUCGGACAAGAUCAAGAAGCGGUGGCCGUUCGUGCUCGCGGGGCUCGUGUUCUGCCUCGUCGGCUUCGCAAUCAACAUCGCGGACGUGAGCAUCGGGCCGAAGUACUUUGGCACGUUCCUCAUCGUCGCGGGCGCGUACGCCGGCUUCCCCGGGGUCGUCGCAUGGCUCGGGAACAACCUCGCGGGGCACUACAAGCGCGGGGUGGGGAUGGCGCUGCAGAUCGGGAUCGGCAACUUUGGGGGCGCGAUCGCGAGCAACAUCUACCGCACGCAGGACGCGCCGCGAUACGUACUGGGACACGGGAUCGAGCUGAUGUUCGUCGGGAUCGGGUUCGUCGCGCUCCCGAUUGUCGUGAUAUCGUACAUGCGCAUCAACGCGCAGCGCGACUCGGCGCUGACGGCGGCGGAGGAGAGUGGGGUGAAGCUGUCGCCGGAGGAGCUGCGGAGGCUGGGGGACCGCGCGCCCGACUUCAGGUACACGUUGUGA